ACCCACCGAGGCCGCGCUCAGAAGCCCCAUCUCCCAUCGACAGGCCGCUGGGCUCAGGAGGCUGCCGGGGCUUUCUUUUUCCUCAAGUGCAGGCAGAGUCCCCGAGAGCCAUGGCCAGCCCUUCCGGCAGCCCCGAAGACAAGGGCAAGCUCAGAGGCAGGGACGGCCGGCAGAGGCGGGAGGAGGAGGAUGCCCCUCCGGAGGAGAAGAGGUUGAGGCUGGGGCUGGAAGGAGGAAGCGCAGCGCAGGAGGAGGGAGAAGACACUCCACGCCUGGGCAGGGAAGAGACGGGCACCCAGACAGGUGUCGAAGGCAGAGGUGACUACAACCCUGAAAAUUCAGCCCUCCUCUCCAGUGCCAGGAACAGUCCAGAGGACUUGGAUUCAGCAAGCCUGGCUGCCAGCAACACCGAGGAAACUGCUCAAAGACCUCAUGCGAGUGGAACUCACAGCUUCCUGGAUCCGGCUCAGCAUUCAGAUAUCAAAGCAGACUGCAAUACCUGUGCGGAAAUAGAGGACAGAAAGGUUUCAAGACAGCAGAUGAAUUGUGACAGAGAGCAGCUAAGGGGUAAUCAGGAAGCAGCAGCUGCCCCUGACACAAUGGCUCAGCCUUACGCUUCGGCCCAGUUCGCUCCCCCUCAGAACGGCAUCCCCGCGGAAUACACGGCCCCCCACCCACACCCUGCGCCAGAGUACCCCGGCCAGACCACCGUCCCUGAGCACACGCUAAACCUGUACCCUCCCGCGCAGUCCCACUCGGAGCAGAGCGCCGCGGACACCAGCGCGCAGACCGUCUCGGGCACCGCCACACAGACAGAUGACGCAGCGCCGACGGAUGGCCAGCCCCAGACACAACCUUCCGAAAAUACAGAAAACAAGUCCCAGCCCAAGCGCCUGCACGUCUCCAACAUCCCCUUCCGCUUCCGUGACCCGGACCUCCGACAAAUGUUUGGUCAAUUUGGUAAAAUCUUAGAUGUUGAAAUUAUUUUUAAUGAGCGAGGCUCCAAGGGAUUUGGUUUCGUAACUUUCGAAAAUAGUGCCGAUGCGGACAGGGCGAGGGAGAAAUUACACGGCACCGUGGUAGAGGGCCGUAAAAUCGAGGUAAAUAAUGCCACAGCACGUGUAAUGACAAACAAAAAGACUGUCAACCCUUAUACAAAUGGCUGGAAAUUGAAUCCAGUUGUGGGUGCCGUCUACAGUCCCGAAUUCUAUGCAGGCACGGUGCUGUUGUGCCAGGCAAACCAGGAGGGAUCUUCCAUGUACAGUGCCCCCAGUUCACUUGUAUAUACUUCCGCAAUGCCUGGCUUUCCGUAUCCAGCCGCCACCGCCGCUGCCGCCUACCGAGGGGCGCACCUGCGAGGCCGUGGUCGCACCGUGUACAACACCUUCCGGGCCGCGGCGCCCCCGCCCCCCAUCCCUGCCUACGGAGGAGUAGUGUAUCAAGAGCCUGUGUAUGGCAAUAAAUUGCUACAGGGUGGUUAUGCUGCAUACCGCUACGCCCAGCCUACCCCAGCCACUGCAGCUGCCUACAGUGACAGAAAUCAGUUCGUCUUCGUUGCAGCAGAUGAAAUUUCUUGUAACACCUCUGCAGUUACGGACGAGUUUAUGCUGCCGACCCCUACCACCACACACUUGCUCCAGCCCCCACCUACGGCGUUGGUGCCAUGCCCCAAGGUUCCAGCCCCAGCACAGACUUCAGAGGAGCUAAGCUGCACACUUCCAGGCCUCUGCUGUCAGGCAGCUGAGAAUCUGACUGCCUCUCCUCCCCUAUUACAAUUCAUGUUUAAAGUCAUAGUCGCCCAGGAAAGAAAAUAGAGAGGGGCACACUUUGUGUGUGUGCCUAGUACAUAAGGAAUUAGAAGGAAUCAGCUGGGUUUUGGGGUUGUCUUUUGUUUUUUUUUUGGGUUUGGGUUUUUGUUUGGGGGGUGGGGGAGGGCAAACAUGGGAGGUGAGGGUGGGUGAAUUUGCCUGUACUUGUUCAAACUUCUAUGCACUAAAACUCUUGAGUACAGUAAGACGUGCCCAUCAUGUGAGAGCGUAUGCAAUCAUUACAAAGCUUUUGGCAUGCAGCUUUCUGCUUGGGAUCAAGAAUCUCAGUCCUUUAUCCUAAAACUCAAUCCCCAUAGGCAUUCAUUUGAAUCGCCAAUACCUUUAGAAAAAGGAAAUAAAUUAAGUGCCACCUCGUAGCCAUCUAAAGCCACGACCAGACAAUUCGCUGGAGCGUGGCGGUAGAAAUUCAGCCAAGACCUGGGGACCAUGUUCUUUUGCAAAGCUCAGUUACAUCAAGCAGUCCAUCCAUAGGACUCCCCUCUUGAGCGCAAAUUUCAUACAGCUCAUUGAGCCAUGUCAAGUGAUUUAAAUUUCCAUCCUGAUUUUGCAUUCAACCACUCUGGUUCAACACCUAGUCCACUGGAGUUAUGUGUUGGAAAAGAGAGUUUGAAUGACUACAUUCAGUCAGUCAUCUGCAUUCGACCUCUUGAGUGUAGAUUGAGCUUUUUCCAAUGGGAAACAUAGUGUUAAUGAAUCAAAUGAGCAAACAGAAUGAGACACUGCACAUCCUUCAGUGGCCCAGUGUGUCUGAGUCCUUUCAACUACCAGGACUGGCCGACAGAUUUGGGUUUCAGAGGGGCUCUCUGUCUGAGGAGCUCUUGGGGAAAGGGGUUAGGAUUGGCCCUAUCUUCAGUUCUCCAAGAGUGACCUGGGAUGGGUAGGGGGAGCCUCCAUUUUGGUUGAGUUUGAGUGUCUAUUUUUCACAUGAAUAGUCUUUUUUUGAUGAUCCCCGUGUUGCAAAAGGAAAAUGUAAAAAACACACCCCUCAAAUUGCUUUGUUUCAGAAUGCUUUUGCACCCUUGACUGAUGCCAAGACUAGGAGCCAUGCUGAUGAUGUGGGUCUCGUUCUUUCUUCAUUGCAGGCUAGUAUAUACCGAGGGGGAUACAACCGUUUUGCUCCAUACUAAAUGACAAAAGCAUAAAAACCUUCCAAUGUGGGGAGAAAGGAAGCUUUCCGAGGCCUGGGUAUUGCAAUACAUGCAGUAGUGCAUCAUUUUAGCAACUCUAAAAACUAAAAAGAGGAAAAAAAAAUACAUUUUUUAUCUUAUACCUCAGAUAUUUUGUUCUGUGUAUUUUACUAUUGUGGGUCUUUAAUUUCUGAAGGUUCCGUAGUUUGGUUGCUGGCUAUAGGAGUUUUGUUUUGUUUUGUUUUGUUUUUGUUUUUGUUUUUGUUGUUUUUUUUGUGGUUGACCUAGAGAGAUGCUAGCUAUGAAGAAAAACUGGUUUAGGGCCAUAUCCAGAGUGCUUUAUCAUGUAAAUGAAUUAUAUAUGCUGAAUAGUAAGCUACUGGGGUUAUCAGCUGUUUGGGAAGAGUGUAAGUGACUACAGUAGUCAUCUUUUCUGCAUCUGCAUUAUUUUAUUUUAUGAAAGGGGAAAGGUGGGAGGGGCUUAGGGGAUUGGGACUGGAGUUCGACUGAAAGAGAGAAAAAAAUAGUAACUGAUGAAUCUAAACGACCCACUGCACCAACGAUCAUAUAGCAACGGUUCUAAGUUACUCAUUGUCAGUUUAGGCCAAAGGUUAUGCUGUUAAGGGGAUGCUUCUAGCAGCCCUUGUGCAUCCAAGUUGAAUGAAGCUGUGCAAACCCACCCUUUAACCUUUCCCCCUGGGCAGUAUUCAGCUUCUUAACCAGACGCUAGUUAUUUAGGCAAAAACUGCUAGUUAGGCCCAUCAACAAGCAUUCUUUUUAUAUUUCUUCCAGUAUAAUAAAUUAUUGAUAUCAUUGCUGACUUUUAUAUUAUGGGAGGGAAAAAAAAUAACAUUAAUAAAAAGGUGAUAAAAAGCACUGUUUCUAUUUUUUUCUUUUUUUCCAAAAAAAGAAAGUAAUAAAAACUUAAAUUCUUUGUACCAGUUAAAAAAAUGUAUAAAAUUUACAUCUGUGCAGUGGAGUUGUUAAGUUCUAGAAACAGUCUAUGAAGCUUUAGUUUUAGCCUAGUAGAACAAACUGUUAGAGACAGACGUAUAAUUUUUAUGGAAUUACAUGAUAAUCAUAUUCGGAUUUCUAGAAGCAUUUUACAAGUAUUGCAAUCAUUGAGUAGAGAUAAUCAUGGUAUUUUCGUCAGCUUGGUACUUUUUGAAACAUGACUGUGUUAUGUGAACAAGCUGCAAUUUUUCAGUCUGUGAGAGCCUGCCCUCCCUUCUCCCCCUAUCCUUUCUGGUCCCCAGUGAUGAUCUCAAACCGGUAACUUUAGUUCUGUCUACAAGGCCCAGGACACUUGUCAGAAGAAAGCAAAAAUGUAAAAGUACCCUCCUUCUUCCCGAAGAACAAAGUCCUCCCCACACCUCAGAUGCAGGGCUGGAGCAACACGGCUGAAAAAUUGCAGUUUGUCUGGAUUACUUCUGUUUGAACGCCUUCCAUGUUGUCCUGUUUACAAGUUAACCUGAGUUGGGGUAUCUGUCACGGGUCUUCCUGUUUUUGUAUUUAAAUAAAACAAACAGCAGCAAGCUGUCCCCAGUAGUUUUGCUGCCCUAGUUAAGUCUUCAUGUUGUAUAGUGCCCGCCAUCUGGCAAGCACUUUAGUAAGUUAUCAACUCACCGCUGUGAACCUGCCAAUCCGCUGUAACAACUCUGCUUUCAAACAAAAACCAAACAAAACUUAAAAAAAAAAAAGUGUUUGUGAUCCAGCAUUCUUGUCAUCCUAUGUGCAUGCAGUAAGAUCGGUUGGAUAUUAAACCAUCAAUAAAGUUUCACAAGAUUUGAAAACCAAGUUUCUGUAGCUUCGCUAUCUAAGGCAGAUGAGGGUUGUCUUGAACCCAGAGAGAAAGGGGGGAAACUGCUUAGCAGCCCGAAGUGUAUAUUAGACGUUCUCUUCAGCAGGCUUCUCUGGGUGGGGGAGGGGAGGGACAGAGGGGUGAUUUAUAGCAUCACUAAGACAUUCUCAUUCCCUCACCUGGGAAGCAAUGUGAUGACAGUUGAUGUUUAGAAGAGCAACUAUUUAUUAAAAUACUGUGGCAUCCUACCCUGGAGGCGGGGAGGGGGGGGGAGAGAGAGAGAGAAAGUAUAGGAGGCUAGGGUGAAUAAGCAGAUUUCUCCCAGUCGCCUCAAAUUUCACACUCCAGAAUUUGCAUUGUGUUUGGAAUCACAAACAUAGAGUUCUUACUGUGUUGGUUAAAGUAAAAUUAAUUUGCAGUUUUGAUUUUUCUUGAUGAGCUGUACUUUUCCCCCAUGACUGUACGUAGUUUUAAUAAAAUCAUUUAGAGCAAGUGGGUGCCAACAGGUUGCAGAUCUUCUGUCUAGGCACUCCUCCAAGAUGCCAACGAGUCAUUUUAAAAUGUAUGUCAGAGAUGUAAACAGACAUUUUGGAUUUUUUAAAACAGUAUUUAUUUGGAAUGUUUUCAUUUAUCUAAAUAACUAUUGCUAUUAUGAAUUAUGAAAAAAAAGAUUACUAUCAUGUGUGGCCUAUAGUGACUUCUUAACACACACAUCACGCAAUCUGCAAACCCAGAAAAUGUGUAUAUCUGUCUUUAGAAAUUAGUGUUUAUAUCACUUACAGUGGUUUGUGAAUAAAGAAAACUGGUUUGUAAUAUCAAAAAAAAAUAAAAGCUUAGUCUGAAAAGGUA
Messenger RNA from Pipistrellus kuhlii (Kuhl's pipistrelle), 5606 nucleotides. RefSeq names its product RNA binding fox-1 homolog 1 (gene RBFOX1). Gene Ontology annotation, cellular component: cytoplasm; nucleus. Lineage: Eukaryota; Metazoa; Chordata; Mammalia; Chiroptera; Vespertilionidae. The coding region runs from base 111 to 1814 and encodes 567 amino acids. The record is from RefSeq and is a predicted model, not a curated record. Gene Ontology annotation, biological process: regulation of alternative mRNA splicing, via spliceosome; nervous system development. Gene Ontology annotation, molecular function: mRNA binding. The transcript has 19 exons.